AUGCUCCUGGUUGCGGCGAGUCAACUCGUCUCCGGCAUCUGCGAGUGUGGAUAUUCAAUUAUAGAUCUCGAAAACCAGCAACCCAUCUUCUUCACAGACUACCUGGAGACCGACUUCGCUCGCCUCCCUACCAUCUCACAGGACAACGACUGGGUGCGACAACAGUUUGCUGUCUCUGCCGAGGAUGGGCGAGGCGAUUACGGCAAGGCUUUUAAGCCCGAGAACAUUCGAACUCGCAUGGCAGAAAUGAAAGGUCGACAGGACGAAGUAGCUGGCCUCCACCUCCUUGUGGGCAGUGUCAUCGAUGACCAUGGUGCCAUCUCGGGGAGCGAACUGGAUACCGAGAGACAAGACCUUCACUGGGGCUCAUUCCGGGCCGGUAUGAAGUUGACACCGACCAACGGAACAUGUGCUGCGUUUUUCUGGUAUUUCAACGACACCCAAGAGAUUGACAUCGAGUUCCUUUCAAGGGAGUUUGACCAUGACAAGGGCAUCUACCCCGUCAACCUAGUAGUGCAGUCGGAGCAGUCCCUAGAGGCUGGGUAUGAUGCGAGUAAAACUGGAACUUACAAGAGAGUCAACUUGGAUUUUGACCCAACGGAUGCCUUUCACGAGUAUCGAUUCGACUACACGCGAAACCGGGUUCUGUUCUACGCCGACAGCAAACUUAUCGCUCGGAUGGAGGGGGAAAAUAUGCCAUCGGCUGGUGGCCAUCUCAUUCUUCAGCAUUGGAGCAAUGGCAAUCAAUGGUGGUCAGGGGGGCCGCCAACCGAGGACGCGACAGUCACCGUCAGCUAUGUCAAAGCCUAUUUUAACUCAUCAGAACCCAAACACCAGGAGGGGUCGAGACAAGAAUGUUUGAGAUUAAAAGCAAGAAGAACGACAAUAUGCGCAGUUCCCGAUGUGACAGAGCAGAAUGCUUCGUCUGGCGGGCGCUUCUUUAUUGACGAUGAGACCUCGAACAAGAAAGAUAGGCAAGUUGAAAACGAAGCUACAAGCUACGGAAUUCGAGGGGCUACUAUUGAAAGAGAUAUUGUGCUGGCUUCUCAAGGGCUAUCGAAAAUUGGGUUUACGGGAGGAUAG
Fusarium vanettenii 77-13-4 is the source of this 1083-nucleotide messenger RNA. RefSeq lists its product as uncharacterized. Gene Ontology annotation, biological process: carbohydrate metabolic process. The transcript is spliced from 3 exons. Bases 1 to 1083 code for a protein of 360 amino acids. The record is from RefSeq and is a predicted model, not a curated record. NCBI's taxonomy places the organism in Eukaryota, Fungi, Ascomycota, Sordariomycetes, Hypocreales, Nectriaceae. Gene Ontology annotation, molecular function: hydrolase activity, hydrolyzing O-glycosyl compounds.